AUGAGACAAACCGUCACCGCCAUGAUGGAACGGCGAGGGAGGUAUUCAAGCCCUAGUCAUGGCGAGAUGCAACGUUCAUUGCUUCGGCUUGAAAGUGACAGAGCUAUUGCCGUGGAGACACGCACUCGACAGGCAACACUCGGCGACUUGUUGGAUCCACGUUAUACCACUGAUCUGCCCUCAUCGACUUUCAACAACAUUACUGAUCCAGACAACGCAGAUCAGAAUGCAGAUCCUGGAGCGCCUUUGGAAGCCCACUACCUACCUUCCACAGCGACUGAGAGCGAUGCUUACCAGAAAGUGAGCCAUAGUGCUUACUUAAAUGAGGACACUCAGACUGAAAACGGAAUUACAUCGCCUAUAAGAUUGGGCCAGUCCGAAAUCGCAGUGCCAAAUACGUUUCGAGAUAGCGGAUAUGGAUCGAUGAACGAGGAGAUUUCUUAUUCUCCAGUAGACAAGAAGCCUGACAAGAUCUCCGAGGUUAGCAAUGUAGGCCUUGAGAACAGUGCCUCAGAUCACAGGCGCCGCCAAGUAGGUGCUCGACAGCACCGAUACGAUGCGGAAAGGCAUGAAAGAACUACAUGUGACCAUCAUUCGCCAGAAAAACAAAUUGGGGCAGUAGAUGAAGAGUAUGCAUGGGUAGCUGUUGAGCGCCAGCUUCUGGAGACAUCUCCAGAAAACACCGAGGAUGCGGAUGAGUCUAAAACUGGGGCUCUCACCGAAGAAAUUGAUUUCCUCAAAAAGGCAGAUAAGAGAAAGAGCAGUUUAGAACGAUCACCGCCACCCGAACACGCUGGUUACAUCCCAGAAGAUUACUAUGCUGACUGGGAACAAGUACCAUCACCUGCAGCAGCUGGUCAUUACAUUUUGAGAAGACCGAGCGUUCCCAAUUACGAUCCAUAUUCCACGUCAGACCUAGAAGAGCCACUAGACGCACCGCCAAAAAUACCAACAACAAUUCACCUCAAAGCCGUUGCACAACUCAUACCGAGAGAUUGCACAAAGAUGAUCAUUGACUUUCUGAAGCAAAACUCAUCAAGGAUAGACGUCUUUCGUACACGCCGGGAGAUGUAUUCAGGCAAUACCAGCGGUGGUACUAGAUCCAUUGUAACAAACUUCAGUCCUGCCUGGGAUAGUCGCGUUGAGCUUGGUUUUCUCACAGAUGCUAUGUUGUGGCUGGAUGCAUUACUUUUGCCUUUUCGGGACGAGAUUUUGGCGGAGGAUAACGAGUAUUUAAAGCCACGUCUGGAGCAUGCGGUCCGCAUAUGGCACGCAAUAAAGGACCCGUCAUCCAAAGAUCCGGAUCUAUUAAACGAAGAAGAAGAGAUCCAGAUUGAGAUGAUAUCCAAUUGCAUUGCUGAAAUCCAAUCCUCGAAUCAAAGACGCACAGAGCUUCUGGAAUCUACGAACAUUGACGUCGGGAUUAUUGAAAACCUCCUAAUGUCCGCUGAGACUGUCAGACACCGCCGAGACUUGGACCGAGAAAACGACCAAAGAGAUGAUCUAACCGAUAGUCUACGACGCAUCUAUCGCACUGUUGUAUGCACUAUCCCGGUUGGUCUGUCAGAAGACGACGCGGUCGUACAACCUAAACAAAGUUUUAAGAUACAAUACAAAGGCGGUCCCUUCAAUCCCUACGUACUUCCAGACCCUCCAGAGAUCUUCAGUCAUGUCUCUACCGAUACCAGAGUUACGACCCAAGGUUACACUGGAGUACCGCUCAGUGAGCAACGAGCAUCGCUAAGCGACGAAUAUUUUCACGGAAUGCAUGAAGAGAUGUUCCAAGUGAUUGCCGCACAGAGUCAAGACUCUGCAGGGACAGCAAAGCUUGCGAAGAACGCGAAUUGUAUGGACCGGGAUUGGAGAAGAGUCUACGAUCCACUUUUUGGGGAGGGCAUGCGCAGAUAUGAAGGAGCCGCAAGUCGAAGGAUCGAGGAAGAGGAGCAUGAGGCCAAGCGGCAGGACAGGAAGCGAGAUGCUACAGAAGAGGUAAAGAAAUCUAGUACAGGAGAAGAAAUAACGACUGGGACAACAUUUUUCCAGUCUUCCCCUGCGUUCAGCGACUACACGUGCUUCACGGACACUUCUGUCGAGAUUACUCUGCCUUUCCAGGAUGACAGCAAGCCUGCUAGCUCCAAGAUGAAAUUUUGUCUUGAUAUCAACAAACCGGGGGGGUGCGCCAACCGAGACGCAUGCCCACAUGAUCACAGCAACAAAGGCGUUUUCUGCAAUAAGAAUCCAUGUGCUUUUGCAAAUGCAGGAACUUGCGCCUUUCUCCAUACCGGUACCCGUACCGCUCGUCCGAGCCAGUCUUCACCCGAAGUUUGCGACCCGAAUCUGAUAGAUCUGAGACCCAUCUUGAGUCAAGUCUUGGCCACCCCCAGAAGAUACAAGGCAUGUACAUUUGUCAACAAAUCUCGAGGGUGCAAAACCGAGAACGAAGGCAAAGUGUGUGGAUUCAAUCACACUUUGAGAGGUGUAUCGUGUCCGGAUCUCGGACGGGACAGAAGCUGCCCACGAGGGGAUCGUUACUGUCCAUUGAUGCAUAUCUCUAGCAACAAUGAAAACACUGGUUCUACCGCUGCAGACCCUUCGUGGGCUGUAUCGAUUCCAUCAAGAGUCCAUGAUCCUGUAUUUCAACGAAACUCGAAAGCACUACCUUCCCCUGUCACAUACCUUACACAAUCGAAUGAUCAAGGCCUUGGGAUAGCACUAGGAGAACAGCAGCAACCUUUCCAAACAUCACAUACAACUCUACCGUCAUACCCUCUGAUUCAACCACAGCAACAAUUGAGCAACAACCCUAUUCUGAAGCCUAGCGUUCCUACAGGUCCGCGAAACCAGCCACAGUCAUUAGCUCUAACAACUUCCAGGACGGUGUCUCAAGCUCGACGACCCUCAAGCGACGUUAUCUCCAACCAGUUAGAACGGGGCCUACGCAUUCGUGGUGCAACCGGACGAGGCACAAGUCCACAUUUUUCGGCACAAUAUCGGACAGAGGCCAAUGUGAUUGCGACAUCGAGACAACCGCAGCAGUAUGGCUUCCAGGAUCUAUCAGGCGAAAACCAGUCAAGCAACUAUUAUGAUGCGUCAGGAACCCACAAGCGCAAGCACGGUGAACAGCAGAACCGGAAUCAGGGCGCAGUGACUCGGGAUAGGCUUAACAGCUCGUUUGGUCCUGGAAAUCUGAUUCGAAAUCAAGACUACAAAGAGGCGAUCUACGAUGAUGGAUAUGGCUAUACUGACAGACAUGAGCUUGACGAGGAGAAAGCAGAUCUAGCUGAAGGUAGUCGCUCCUCCAAAAAGAGGCAUAAGAACGACCAAUAUAAUAUCGGGUAUCCGGGCAUGGGUCGCAGAUCUUGA
This is a messenger RNA of Ascochyta rabiei, 3363 nucleotides long. RefSeq lists its product as uncharacterized. The transcript has a single exon. The record is from RefSeq and is a predicted model, not a curated record. The coding region runs from base 1 to 3363 and encodes 1120 amino acids. Lineage: Eukaryota; Fungi; Ascomycota; Dothideomycetes; Pleosporales; Didymellaceae.